CAUCAUCAUGCCUUCUUGGGUAGCCUUCCCCAGCCUCAUACUACUUUGGGCAGAUGUUGUUGUUUCUCAGACACGCGUGACUGGAGUUGUGGGACAGUCUGUCACGCUACCGUGUACCUACUCAACAGCUGGUGAAAUCGCACCCAUGUGCUGGGGCCGAGGGCCUUGCCCUUUAUCCAAAUGCUCAAAUACACUCGUUUCGACCGAUGGCUACCAUGUCACCUAUGAGAAGGACAAACGUUUUAGGAUGAAUGGAAUCAUUUCCAGAGGGGAUGUGUCUCUAACCAUACAGAAUGCAGCCCUGUCUGACACUGGCACCUAUUGUUGCCGUAUUGAGUACAGUGGGGUUUUUAAUGAUUAUAAAGGGAAUAUAUUUUUGGAGAUAAAGCCAGCUCCAACCACAGUUCCAACACCACCUAAGGUUUUCAGCUCUGCUCCUACAACUCCAGGGACCACGAAGAAUGUCAUGACAGCUCCAACCACUGCUCCAACACCACCUAAGGUCUUCAGCUCUGCUCCUACCACUCCAAGGACCACGAAGAACCUCAAGACAGCUCCACCUAAGGUCACCAGUGUUCCAACACCACCUAAGGUCUUCACCUCUGCUCCUACAACUCCAGCACCAACACUGAACCAUAAGACAGAAACCACUUCAUCUUCGCCAGUGCAGACAACAGAAACCCCGCCUAUUACACCACAGGAAACAAGUACGACCAGCUCAUUGUUGAACUCUUCUCGUCCAACAGAUGGGAAUAGCACCGUGACCCAGCCUUCAGAUAGCGGUUGGCAAUACAAUGAAACUGACACAAUCUUGAAACAAAAUACACAGGAGAACACCAGUAAGUUGUACAUUGGACUCUGCAUUGCUGCCAUGAUAUUGCUCACCAUUUUGGCUGCCAUACUUACCCAAAAAUAUUUAUGUGGGAAAAGAAUGGUGUUGCAAAUAAGCAAAGAACCUCAGACCGGAACUUCCCAAAAUGGAACUGCAGUGCGCUACCAAGCACAGGAAAAUAUUUACUUUGAGAACAGUCUUUACAACGUGCCUGAAGACCCAGCAUAACUCCAAGGCUUGAGGUCCUUGACUGCAGAAGGCAAUGACUAGAUCUCACCAUGUCUGUCCUUUUAAGCUCCAGGAUGAUUUUUAUGUCAAUAUUUCAUAGCGUUCCAACAUGUCUGUGAUGUUAAUGUCUUUAGCUCUCACUGCAUAGUCAACCUCAUUGGUAAUUAGUCUUAAUUUUUUAUACUAAAAUUGGCUCAAUCUUUCUGGUCAUAGCAGAGCCCUCUCCUAAAUAUGAACUGAACACUUUAGAAUUGUUUAUUCUGUUUCAACCUUAUGAAUCCUGUAUCCAUCAAGACUUCUCAUUGGGUUGACAUGAAAUGAACCAAUACCUUGGUCACUAAAACUGUCACAAAGAGGGGAAUAGGACUUAAAAUCAGCAAAUUCGAUUUGGAACUUAAAUGAAUUCACUUGGAAGC
Molecule: messenger RNA, 1476 nt
Organism: Myotis lucifugus (little brown bat)
Lineage: Eukaryota; Metazoa; Chordata; Mammalia; Chiroptera; Vespertilionidae
Product: hepatitis A virus cellular receptor 1-like
Exons: 10
Coding region: 8-1060 (350 amino acids)
Biological process (GO): phagocytosis, engulfment; positive regulation of mast cell activation
Cellular component (GO): cell surface
Molecular function (GO): virus receptor activity; phosphatidylserine binding
Source: RefSeq, a predicted model, not a curated record